Molecule: messenger RNA, 432 nt
Organism: Macrosiphum euphorbiae (potato aphid)
Lineage: Eukaryota; Metazoa; Arthropoda; Insecta; Hemiptera; Aphididae
Source: the annotation of a GenBank genome assembly
AUGAUAAACAACGAGGUAAUAAUUGCUCUCCCAGAUCAUUUGGUGGACCACGACUACUUCCUGCCAGUUGUAUAUGAAGUUGAUCGUAUAGUGCACAAAGAAGAAGUAGUCGAAGAAGUUGAGGUAUUGAAAGAAGAAGAAGAGGAACAAAUUGUUGGAGUGCCGGAAACAUAUACUUUGAUUCCUGGAGUUCAUAACAGAUCGAGGAUAUAUAUUGACAACUUGGGAUUUAAGUAUUACAAACGAGAAGUCCGAGGACACCGCGUGUAUUUAGUAUGUGAACGGCAGAAGAAACGGAACCAGUACUGUCCAUCCACUGCGACUGUUAGUACAAAUUUGAAUGACAAUAGAAUUCAUCUACGGUUCUACCACGAUCACCAGCCCGGAGUGAUUGACCUGAAUUAUGCCAUUUUUGAGGGAAACCAUUGGUGA